AAUGCUCAAGUUCUUCUCUGCGCGCGGGAUGACGAGAAUGAAAGCCUUCUGGGAGCAAUAACUGAGGAUGAAGGAGACAAUCCGUCUCUUCAGGACACCAAGCACCACUGGCUGAACAGACCCUGCCUGCUGGUGCUCAAAGAUGGGGACGUUUCCAAACCAGGAUUGGGCUGCGGCCAAAUAAGACCAGAAUCUCCAUCUAAGACCUCCUCAGAUGCAUCAGUCAGAGGCAGCUUGGGGCAAUGUGAGCAGAAACCAUCUGAACAUCCUGCCAAAACUGCUUCGCCCUCCCUGCUGGAGGAGGGCAGCUGCACUGUGACCACCAUCUCCACAUGGGGUGAGAGUUGUUUUGGGGAGUCUUCCAGUCCUUUGGUGCUGAGUCCUGCUGAGGCUGCAUGGCCAGAAGAGGAGGAGGAAGAGGUGGCAGAGGAGAAGAAGAAGAAGCCUCAGGCUCUCCCAUCAAAGGAGGACUCUGUGGUUGAGGAGAAGGAGCUGGAGGAGAGCAGGCUGGAGCAGCAAGAGCAGUCCUCAGAGGCGACCGCAGCACCCUCUACUCUCUUACACGAUGAUGCAAGUGGCAGGGGGUCCAAGGAGCUCCAGAGCCAGUUUCAGACGGUCAGAGCUAAUGGAGGAGAUGAGACAAACAGCAGCAAGUCCCAGGCAGACAGUGGGGAAGGAGCGGUGGGGGACUGUGCAGCGUCUCCUCUCGAUCCUGACAAUGAGUCUCAGCUAAGUCCGGUUGGUAUUCUGUCCAAGGACCGAGGCACUGUUCUCGGGGAGGUGGCUCCGGUGUGGGUCCCUGAUGCUCAGGCACAGGUCUGUAUGAAGUGUGGAGUCAAGUUUACGUUUACGAAGAGGAGGCACCACUGCCGCGCCUGUGGGAAGGUUUUUUGUGCACUCUGCUCCAAUUUGAAGUUCAGACUUACACAUCUGGAUGGCAAGGAGGGCCGAGUUUGUGUUUCCUGUCAUUCAACCCUCCUCAAAAGGACACCUCCGAGGGGGAAGAGGAGGGUGUGGUUUGCAGAUGACAUCCUCCCCAAUAAGCAGUCAGAAUCUGCACCGACCACGCCAGUCAGAGGGUUCUCGCCUCUGAUGAGACGACGAGCGCUGGGCGGGCCCGUCAGAAGUCCUGUGGGUUCACCACAAAUCAGGAGAGCUUUGCGGCCACACGGGACAAAUAUUAAUGAGGCUUGCGGCCCUUACGGCUGGGGCACCACAGCUUUAGUGAGCAGCUCUGCCAACCUCAUCCCCCUGGACGGCCUGCCACCCAUCCUCACGUCCACAGGAGUCAAAGGAGAUUACACUGUGGAGGAGCAGCCCUCUGAGAUGCUGCUUAUUCAGGAGUUGGAGAGUGGCAGGCAAACUCUGGUGUUUGUCCUCAAUGCCAAUCUGCUUGCUAUGGUGAAGCUGGUCAACUAUGUUAACAGGAAAUGCUGGUGCGUGACGACAAAGGGGAUGCAUGCUGUGGGCCAGGUGGAGGUGGUGGUGCUGCUGCAGUGCCUGCCAGAGGAGAAAAGCUUCCCCAAAGACAUUUUCAGCCACUUUAUCCAACUGUACAGGGACACCCUCACAGGAAAGGUUGUGAAACACCUAUCGCUAUCCCUGUUUGGCACUAGUUUCCUGGGCAGCGAGGAGCACGUAGGCUUCCUGUACAUUCGCUCCACUCUCCAGUCCCUUCAAGGUCUACCUCUGCCAAACCAGCCCUACCUCUUCGGCCUGCUGGUCCACAGAGCAGAGGUGACCUGGGCCAAAGCCUUUCCUCUGCGUCUCAUGCUGCGAUUGGGGGCUGAGUACAGAUUUUACCCGUGUCCUCUCUACAGCGUGCGUUUUAGGAAGCCCUUAUUUGGGGAAAUUGGCCACACCAUCAUGAGACUAUUAGUGGACUUCAGGAAUUACCGUUACAGCCUACCAAUGGUGCCGGGGCUCACUGUGGAUCUUGAGGCUCAGAGGACCUGCAUAAAGAUACCGACCACUGGGUAUAAUGAGCUAAUGAAGGCUUUGAAUAAAUCCAAUGAGCAUGUGCUGGCCAUCGGGGCGGGCUUCAACGAGACUGCAGACUCCCACCUUAUCUGUGUGCAAGGAGACGAUGGCCAGUACCAGACUCAAGCCAUCAGCAUCCACAAUCAGCCGCGCAAAGUCACUGGAUCAUGCUUUUUUAUAUUCAGCAGUGCCCUGAAAGCGUCUGCUGGAUAUCUGGCCAAGUCCAGCAUCGUAGAAGAUGGGCUGAUGGUGCAGAUCACUGUGGAAACCAUGGCAGAGCUCAGGCGGUCGCUACGGGAGAUGAAAGACUACACAGUCACCUGUGGACGGCUGGACCAAUCAGACAGCCAGGAGCUUGUGUGUAUCCAGUGGGUGGAGGAGAAGUGCACUGUGAAUAAGGGAGUUAUUAGCCCCAUCGAUGGAAAAUCCAUGGAGUCCAUCAGCAGCACUAAGAUGUUCCAGAAGUCAGAAUACAAAGAAAACGGGAAGAUCAUCCGCUGGACAGAAGUGUUCUUCCUGCAGAGGGGGGAUCAUCCCAAAGGAGGAGCCAGUGACUCUGCUGAACAUGACCGGUUGACAGAGCGGAUUGCCCGGGCGUUUUGCUUGGCACUGUGUCCGCACCUCAAACUCCUGAAAGAGGAUGGGAUGGCCAAACUGGGGCUGCGAGUCGCUUUUGACUCUCAAGAGGUGGGAUUUGUGGCUGGGAGCAAUGGACAGCCCCUCCCAGCUCAGUACCUGAAUGCCCUUGACAGUGUGCUGAUCCCUGUCAUCCACAGCAGGGGGCGUAAGAGAGGCGAUGAACCCAUCGUGAUGGAGCUUAUCUUCUACAUCCUGGAGAACAUCACUUAGUGCACUCAACUAUUUCAUCUUUCACCCUGACCACAACUCUGUCUCUGGCACUUCUCAUCAGUGCUGCCAUCGGUUUCAGGGCAACAAAAGCAUCAAAGGGCGAACCGGACCACGUCAGAGGUCUGCAUCCAUCUCAUCCACUCACGAGUAGAGAGAAAUGGUCUGACUCUUAGUGGUUUGCUGAUCUCACCCUGCCCUGCAGCAGACAGUCUGGGUACGCAUGAAACCCAGGAUGGAGCAUCAGAUCACUGUACACUGUACAGCAGUAGCAACUUCAUAGCUUGAAAUCAUUCACGUCACAAUGUUCAAUACAAGUUUCCCAUAUGGAGAAAACCUUUAAAAGUGGGAGCCGGAUUCAGCUCCACAACCUUAAAGCAAAGAGAAUAAGAGAAUGACUCGAAGAAGAGAAUCUAAGUAGAUCUGUAGAGAUUUGAUGCACACUGAAUGAAUGCCAAAAGAAUGUUUUCAUACUGGAUGUAUUUUAAUUGAUUGCUCAUGAAAUGUAAUGUUGGCCUGGAAUUAAACUUGCAACAAUGA
Messenger RNA from Plectropomus leopardus (leopard coralgrouper), 3366 nucleotides. RefSeq names its product zinc finger, FYVE domain containing 9b (gene zfyve9b). Gene Ontology annotation, molecular function: metal ion binding. Gene Ontology annotation, biological process: endosomal transport. The record is from RefSeq and is a predicted model, not a curated record. Gene Ontology annotation, cellular component: early endosome membrane. NCBI's taxonomy places the organism in Eukaryota, Metazoa, Chordata, Actinopteri, Perciformes, Serranidae.